This is a messenger RNA of Delphinapterus leucas (beluga whale), 2285 nucleotides long. Lineage: Eukaryota; Metazoa; Chordata; Mammalia; Artiodactyla; Monodontidae. The record is from RefSeq and is a predicted model, not a curated record.
CUGGCUGGGAAAAGGGAAACCAUUAAAAAGUGGUUUUAUUUACUAUACAUAAACGUAUACCUAAAGCAGUCCCAGUAACUGCCACUUGGGCAGCCUGCAACUGAAACACACCCUCUCUUUCUAGGACGACAUCAUAGGGGCGGGAGGGGGUGUGGAGGAGGAGGAGAAACCCGUUUUCUCUUUCGACUGUGCCUCUGGCAGUCUUUCUGAGGUUUUUUUCUAGUGAGACCGAGAGUGUUACUCAGGAAAACCCCGCACCCGGAUCUGCCUUGAAGGAAGUUGUCAUAUCCAAAAUCACGGAAAAGGAGCGCAUACAUUUUCCCGGCUGGAAGUGAGCAGCGUCUGGACCUCAACCAUCCGGACGCGGUCAGGGAGCAGCCCCGAUCACAGCCCCAAAUCCCAUCUCCCACCGGGGAACAUGAAGCUCCCACAUUUGGGUCGUGCGGCGGCCGGCUCGACUAGGCCCGACUGCCACCAGAGGUCGCCGGGAAUCCGCUGCCUCCGAAACUCUUCCACUUUUCCCGACCAGAAACCGAACCACCUCCUCAGGCCCUCGGGGUCCCUUCUCCGCCUCCACCCACCACUCGGUCCCAGAGUUCGGAGCCAGGGGCCCCGCCUACCUGAGGGGCCCCGCUCGGCGGACGCGUAGAAGAGGAGCACUUCCGUCAGACGCACGCACUUCCGGCCUCCUGGAGCCAAUGAGGGCGCGGCCGCGGAUGUUACCCUCAUUAGCGUCCGGGCUGCGGAGCGUCUCUCGGAGAGCUCGGGCUGGUCCGCUCUGAGGAGGAGAGUUACAAUUUGCAUGUGAAACCACUCUUCUAAGUCCAACUUAGAGAAGACUGUUGACACACCAGUUGGAAUGGUUCCAAUAGCCUACCUUGCAAAACGCUUCAGAUUCACAGAAUUUGCUUUGUAAAAUAAAGCAGACUUCACUCUACAAAAAGAAAAAUUUCUCAUGGAAUUUUUAAACUUUCCCUGUUGAAAUGUUUUAACUGUGAUGUGUCUACUGAGGAGUUCUAUCUCUCCAUCUCUAUUCUUAGUACAAUAAGAGAGGUGUCAGAGUUUUCCAUUUAGAUCUACAACUUCAAAUUCUCAGCAUGGAAAACUCAGAGAAGACAGAAGUGGUUCUCCUUGCUUGUGGUUCCUUUAAUCCUAUCACCAAUAUGCACCUCAGGCUGUUUGAGCUGGCCAAGGACUACAUGAAUGGAACAGGGAAAUAUGAAGUUAUCAAAGGCAUAAUUUCUCCCGUCGGCGAUGCAUAUAAGAAGAAAGGACUCAUCUCUGCCCAUCACCGAGUUAUCAUGGCAGAACUCGCCACCAAGAACUCAAAAUGGUUGGAAGUUGAUACAUGGGAAAGUCUUCAACAGGAUUGGAUAGAGACUGCCACGGUGCUAAGACACCAUCAAGAGAAGCUGGAAGCCAGUAGCUGUGAUCAGCAGCAGGACUCACCUGUACUGGAAAGGCCUGGACGGAAGAGGAAGUGGGCUGAACAAAGACAAGAUUUUAGUCAAAAGAAAUCACUAGAGCAAACAAAAACAAAAGGUGUGCCAAAGGUGAAGUUGCUGUGUGGAGCAGAUCUCUUGGAAUCCUUUGGUGUGCCCAAUCUAUGGAAGGGUGAGGAUAUCGCCAAAAUCGUGGGAGACUAUGGGCUUAUAUGUAUUACUCGGGCUGGAAAUGAUGCUCAGAAAUUCAUCUAUGAAUCCGAUGUGCUGUGGAAACACCAGAACAACAUUCACCUGGUGAAUGAAUGGAUCACCAAUGACAUCUCAUCCACAAAGAUCCGGCGAGCCCUCAGAAGGGGCCAAAGCAUUCGCUACUUGGUACCAGACCUUGUCCAGGAAUAUAUUGAGAAGCAUAGUUUGUAUAGCUCGGAGAGUGAGGAGAGGAAUGUUGGGGUGAUCCUAGCUCCUUUGCAGAGAAAAACUGCAGAAGCUGACACAUGAGAAAUUCUCCAGCAUGGUAUUGUGGACUUUCCUUUUGGGAAUUUGAAACAGUGUGGGUGUUAGUAAAUGGGGGAAGGAAUUGUGAUCCUCUUUAAUAAAUUAAAGUUUAAAAGGUUGGUAAAAAUCAGUAGUAAUUUAAAAUCAGGUUUAUCUUUAUCAGAAGUUACUAAGGUGAAGGAUUUCAAUUUUUUUUUUUAGGAAUAUACAAAUCCCUUUAUCUUUAAAACAAGAGAUUAGUAGCAGAGCUAAUUGUAGAAGAACAUUAUAGAAGAACAUUUAACAUACAAAUCCCUUUAUCUUUAUUUUUUAUUAUUAUUAUUUUUAUAAAUUUAUUUAUUUAUC